This is a messenger RNA of Pan troglodytes (chimpanzee), 6183 nucleotides long. RefSeq names its product chondroitin sulfate proteoglycan 4-like. Gene Ontology annotation, biological process: anatomical structure morphogenesis. The record is from RefSeq and is a predicted model, not a curated record. NCBI's taxonomy places the organism in Eukaryota, Metazoa, Chordata, Mammalia, Primates, Hominidae.
AUGCAGAUCCAGAGAUGCCCUGAGCUGGAGCCCACAGCCUGCACUCACUGCUGUGCUCCUGGAAAUGCCACUGAGCUGAUGCUGGAACCGCUGAGAGGCACGUGUCAUGCAGGUACUGGAGCCUGCCAGCACCUCCUCGUGGAAGAACUGAACCAGGAGCAGCAUGCAAGGGGGUGUGGAGAAUGUGCCCCGCAGACGUCUAUCCUGCUGCCCAGACAGCACAGAAGGGCCAGCGUGGGGCCCAGAACCAACAGCAAAGUCACCUGGGGGAGACCCAGAGAAUCCACUGUGGCCUGUGCCCUCGCACCCGACACGAGGACUAGGACAGACAGGAGAGCCUGGCGGCGGGGUAGCGGGGGCUGGCGGCUGCAGUACCUCUCACUUUCUGCAGCCACAGGAGAGCGGCCGGCCAAGGCUGCGGCUGGCCAGGUGGUUGGCCUGUGGCUGUCCAUCCAGGCACCUGGAUGCCCUGACCUCCGGCAGAUCCCAAGGAGCCACUUCUCCAGAGAAGGGAUCCAGGUGGCCACUGGCGGUCAUAAAGCCAUCUGGAAAAGCCUCUUGAUGGCCAAGCACAAGUGCCCAAGCCCCCGCAGGAGGCCCAUCGUGCCGCAUCUCUGGAGUGAUGGCAGUGGUGGCAGUGGCAGUGUGGGUAUCAGGAGCCUGCAGUCCUUCCCCGCGCACCUGGUGAUCUUUGCUCCUCCACCCGCCAGCCAGCUCGGCGGAGAGCCAGAGCUGAGGGUCCUUCACAUCCAGAUAUCUGAUGCUCCCCACAGCCCUGCAGAGAACCAGCAUGCUGGCUGCAUUUCAGAUGGGGAAACUGAUGGCCAAGAGACCUCCAAGUCCCCAGUGGGCAGGGCUGGCACUUAUCACUGGCUUCUGGACCUAGUCAUCCCUUGCCAGCCCCUGCAGAAGGGCCCUCCCUAUUCGGCCAGCCCCAGAGCCACAGAGGGGGGGCUGCCAAACCGCCCAAGGAGAGCAGAUGCUUCCAUCCCCUCUUCGCUGCCCCCUCCACCCGGCCCUGACAGAAGAGUCCCAGGGGACAAGAAGGGAAAGACUUCCUUCUUCAGUGAGAACCACCUGGAGGUGCCUGUGGCCACGACUCUGACUGACAAAGACCUGCAGCUGCAGUUUUCCACGUCCCAGCCCGAAGCCCUCCUUCUCCUGGCAGCAGGCCCAGCUGACCACCUCCUGGUGCAGCUCUACUCUGGACGCCUGCAGGUCAGACUUGUCCUAUGCCAGGAGGAGCUGAGGCUGCAGACCCCAGCAGAGAUGCUGCUGAGUGACUCCGUCCCCCACACUGUGGCUGUCAUAGAGGGCUGGGCCACAUUGUCAGUUGAUGGGUUUCUGAACGCCUCCUCUGCAGUCCCAGGAGCCCCCCUAGAGGUCCCCUGUGGGCUCUUUGUUGGGGGCACUGGGACCCUUGGCCUGCCCUACCUGAGGGGAACCAGCCGACCCCUGAGUGGUUGCCUCCAUGCAGCCACCCUCAAUGGCCACAGCCUCUGGCCUCUGACUCCCGACGUGCGUGAGUGCUGUGCUGAAGAGUUUUCUGCCAGUGAUGAUGUAGCCCCGGGCUUCUCUGGGCCCCACUCUCUGGCUGCCUUCCCUGCCUGGGGCGCUCAGGACGAAGGAACCCUAGAGUUUACACUCACCACACAGAGCCGGCAGGCACCCUUGGCCUUCCAGGCAGGGGGCCGGCGUGGGGACUUCAUCUAUGUGGACAUAUUUGAGGGCCACCUGCGGGCCGUGGUGGAGAAGGGCCAGGAUACCGUAUUGCUCCACAACAGUGUGCCUGUGGCCGAUGGGCAGCCCCAUGAGGUCAGUGUCCACAUCAAUGCUCACCGGCUGGAAACCUCCGUGGACCAGUACCCUAUGCAUACUUCGAACCGAGGAGUCCUCAGCUACCUGGAGCCACGGGGCAGUCUCCUUCUCGGGGGGCUGGAUGCAGAGGCCUCUUGUCACCUCCAGGAAUACCGCCUGGGCCUGAUACCAGGGGCCACCAAUGUCUCCCUGCUGGGCUGCAUGGAAGACCUCAGAGUCAAUGGCCAGAGGCGGGGGCUGCGGGAAGCUUUGCUGACGCGCAACAUGGCGGCCGGCUGCAGGCUGGAGGAGGAGGAGUAUGAGGACGAUGCCUAUGGCCAUUAUGAAGCUUUCUCCACCCUGGCCCCUGAGGCUUGGCCGGCCAUGGAGCUGCCUGAGCCAUGCGUGCCUGAGCCAGGGCUGCCUCCUGUCUUUGCCAAUUUCACCCAGCUGCUGACUAUCAGCCCACUGGUGGUGGCCAAGGGGGGCACAGUCUGGCUUGAGUGGUGGCACGUGCAGCCCACACUGGACCUGAUGGAGGCUGAGCUGCGCAAAUCCCAGGUGCUGUUCAGCGUGACCCGAGGGGCACACCACGGCAAGCUCGAGCUAGACAUCCCGGGCGCCCAGGCACGAAAAAUGUUCACCCUCCUGGACGUGGUGAACCGCAAGGCCCGCUUCAUCCACGAUGGCUCUGAGGACACCUCUAACCAGUUGGUGCUGGAGGUGUCAGUGACGGCUCGGGUGCCCAUGCCCUCAUGCCUGUGGAGGGGCCAAACUUACCUCCUGCCCAUCCAGGUCAACCCUGUCAACGACCCACCCCACAUCAUCUUUCCACAUGGCAGCCUCAUGGUGAUCCUGGAACACUUGCAGAAGCCACUGGGGCCCGAGGUUUUCCAGGCCUAUGACCCGGACUCUGCCUGUGAGGGCCUCGCCUUCCAGCUCCUUGGCACCCCGUCUGGCCUCCCCGUGGAGUGCCGAGACCAGCCUGGAGAGCCGGCAACCGAGUUCUCCUGCUGGGAGUUGGAGGCCGGCAGCCUAGUCUAUGUCCACCACGGUGGCCCUGCACAGGACUUGACGUUCCGGGUCAGCGAUGGACUGCAGGCCAGCCCCCCGGCCACGCUGAAGGUGGUGGCCGUCCAGCCGGCCAUACAGAUCCACCGCAGCACAGGGCUGCACCUGGCCCAAGGCUCUGCCAUGCCCAUCUUGCCCGCCAACCUGUUGGUGGAGACCAAUGCCGUGGGGCAGGAUGUAAGCGUGCUGUUCCGCAUCACUGGGGCCCUGCAGUUUGGGGAGCUGCAGAAGCAGGGGGCAGGUGGGGUGGAGGGUGCUGAGUGGUGGGCCACACAGGCGUUCCACCAGCGGGAUGUGGAGCAGGGCCGCAUGAGGUACCUGAGCACCGACCCACAGCACCACACUGACGACACCACGGAGAGCCUGGCCCUGGAGGUGCAGGUGGGCCAGGAAAUCCUGAGCAAUCUGUCCUUCCCAGUGACCAUCCAGAGAGCCACCAUGUGGAUGCUGCAGCUGGAGCCACUGCACACUCAGAACACCCAUCAGGAGGCCCUCACCACAGCCCACCUGGAGGCCACCCUGGAGGAGGCAGCCCCAAGCCCCCCAACCUUCCAUUAUGAGGUAGUUCAGGCUCCCAGGAAAGGCAACCUUCAACUACAGGGCACGAGGCUGUCAGAUGGUCAGGGCUUCACCUAGGAUGACGUACAGGCUGGCUAGGUGACCUAUGGGGCCAUGGCACGUGCCUCGGAGACAGUCAAAGACACCUUCUGUUUCCAUGUCACAGCUCCACCAUUCCCCCUGCUCUGUACCCUCUCCAUCCACAUUGGUGGUGACCCAGACGUUCACAUCCUCACCAAUGUCCUCCUCGUGGUGCCUGAGGGUGGUGAGAGUGUCCUCUCUGCUGCCUACCUCUUUGUCAAGAGUCUCAACAGUGCCAGCUACCUCUAUGAGGUCAUGGAGCGGCCCCGCCAUGGGAGGUUGGCUUGGCGUGGGACACAGGACAAGACCACUAUGGUGACAUCCUUCACCAAUGGAGGCCUGUUGCGUGGCCGACUGGUCUACCAGCAUGAUGACUCCGAGACCACAGAAGAUGAUAUCCCAUUUGUUGCUACCCGCCAGGGUGAGAGCAGUGGUGACGUGGCCUGGGAGGAGGUACGGGGUGUCUUCCGAGUGGCCAUCCAGCUGAAUGACCACGCCCCUGUGCAGACCAUCAGCCGGAUCUUCCAUGUGGCCCAGGGUGGGUGGCGGCUGCUGACUACAGACUACGUGGCCUUCAGCGAUGCUGACUCGGGCUUUGCUGACGCCCAGCUGGUGCUCACCCGCAAGGACCCCUUUGGCAGUAUCAUGGCCAUGGAUAAGCCCACGCGGCCCAUCUACCGCUUCACCCAGGAGGACCUCAGGAAGAGGCGAGUACUGUUCAUGCACUUGGGUGAUCAUGGCUGGAUCCAGCUGCAGGUGUCCGAUGGGCAAUACCAGGCCACUGUGCUGCUGGAGGUGCAGGCCUCGGAGCCCUACCUCCGUGUGGCCAACGGCUCCAGCCUUGUGGUCCCUCAAGGAGGCCAGGGCACCAUCGACAUGGCCGUGCUCCACCUGGACACCAGCCUUGACAUCCGCAAUGGAGAUGAGGUCCACUACCACGUCACAGCUGGCCCUCGCUGGGGACAGCUACUCUGGACUGAUCAGCCAGCCACCGCCUUCUCCCAGCAGGACCUGCUGGAUGGGGCCGUUCUCUAUAGCCACAAUAGCAGCCUCAGCCCCCGUGACACCAUGGCCUUCUCUGUGGAAAUGGGGCCAGUGCACACGGAUGCCACCCUACAAGUGACCGUUGCCCUAGAGGGCCCACUGGCCCCGCUGAAGCUGGCCCGGCACAAGAAGAUCUACGUCUUCCAGGGAGAGGCAGCUGAGAUCAGAAGGGACCAGCUGGAGGCAGCCCAGGAGGCAGUGCCGCCAGCAGACAUCGUAUUCUCAGUGAAGAGCCCACCAAGUGCCGGCUACCUGGUGAUGGUGUCGCGUGGCGCCUUGGCAGAUGAGCCACCCAGCCUGGACCCCAUGCAGAGCUUCUCCCAGGAGGCAGUGGACACAGGCAGGGUCCUGUACCUGCACUCCCGCCCUGAGGCCUGGAGCGAUGCCUUCUCGCUGGAUGUGGCCUCAGGCCUGGAUGCUCCCCUCGAGGGCAUCCGUGUGGAGCUGGAGGUGCUGCCCACUGUCAUCCCACCGGAGGUGCAAAACUUCAGUGUCCCUGAGGGUGGCAGCUUCACCCUGGCCCCUCCACUGCUCUGCAUCGCCGGCCCCUACUUCCCCACUCUCCCGGGCCUCGGCCUGCAGGUGCUGGAGCCACCCCAGCAUGGAGCCCUGCAGAUGGAGGAUGGACCUCGCGCCUUCUCCUGGAGAAUGGUGGAAGAGCAGCUGAUCCACUACGUGCACGACGGGAGCAAGACACUGACAGACAGUUUUGUCCUGAUGCUAACCCCUCCGAGAUGGGCUAACCCCUCCGAGAUGGACCACCAGAGCCAUCCUGUGGCCUUCACUGUCACUGUCCUGCCUGUCAAUGACGAACCCCCGGUCCUCACCACAAACACAGGCCUGCAGAUGUGGCAGGGGGCCACUGCGCCCAUCCCUGCGGAGGCUCUGAAGAGCACGGACGGCGACUCUGGGUCUGAGGAUCUGGUCUACACCAUCGAGCAGCCCAGCAACGGACGGGUAGUGCUGCGGGGGGCGCCGGGCACCGAGGUGCGCAGCUUCACGCAGGCGCAGCUGGACGGCGGGCUCGUGCUGUUCUCACACAGAGGAACCCUGGAUGGAGGCAUCCACUUUGGCUUCUCUGAUGACAAGCACACUUCCUCCGGACACUUCUUCUGAGUGAUGGCCCAGAAGCAAGUGCUCCUCUUGCUGGAGGGCAGCUGGACACUGACUGUCUGCCCAGGGUCCAUCCAGCCACUCAGCAGCCAGAGCCUCAGAGCCAGCUCCAGCGCAGGCACCGACCCCCAGCUCCUGCUCUACAGUGUGGUCUCGGGCCCCCAGCUGGGCCGGCUGUUCACCCAGCAGGGCAGCACAGGGGAAGCCCUGGUGAACUUCACUCAGGCAGAGAUAAGGGCCCCACUCUGCAGCUACCACUCAGACGCCCCCAGCCUCAGGCACAACAGGAGUUCUUCCAUAGCAGGGCAGAGCGGGGCAGACUCUUCCAUGGGCCGUCCUGGGCAGGUGGUGCACCUGAUGCUCCCACCAGGAGGCUGCGUGGGCAUCUGGACCCAGCACAUGACAAGCAUUGGACCUGGCCACCAGAACUGGCCAUCUCCAUCCGAGGCACUGGGGCCAUGGAUGCCGGAGCCACAUGUGGCUGAGAGCUGGCAGAGCCUGGCCCCCAGGGAGCGCUGA